Parasteatoda tepidariorum (common house spider) is the source of this 522-nucleotide messenger RNA. RefSeq lists its product as uncharacterized. The record is from RefSeq and is a predicted model, not a curated record. NCBI's taxonomy places the organism in Eukaryota, Metazoa, Arthropoda, Arachnida, Araneae, Theridiidae.
AUGCAAGAAAUGCCCGAGUCUGCGGGAACUGCUGAUCAAAAAAUUGCUUUUGUCGCUGUUAAGUCACCACCUUUUUGGAGAGCUAAUCCAGAGUUAUGGUUCAGGAAAAUUGAAAGUCUGUUCACGCUUGCUGGAGUAACAACAGAGUCAACGAAAUUUCACCACGUAGUUUCUGCUCUGCAACCGGAGAAACUAGCGAUUAUCAGCGAUAUUAUUAUCAGUCCACCUGUAGAUGAGCCUUUCACCGCACUGAAUAAAAGAUUGUGCGCUCAAUAUGAUGAAUCUGAAGUACAGCGCUUAAGUUGUUUGAUUUCGGGAAUGCAACUCGGCGACCGCUGUCCUUCAAAAUUGCUUCUGGAAUUGCGGAAUAAAGCCGGUGCAAGAAUUAACGAUGAACUUCUCAAAUCUUUAUUUUUGCAGAGGUUGCCUGCUAAUGUUCAACAGAUUUUGGCUAUUUCCAACGAUAACCUAGACAAGCUGGCAGAGAUAGCUGAUGGUAUUAUGGCUCCGACAACUAGCUGA